UUCCCGAAUUUUGCGACGCAUACAAAAAGGCAAGUUAUAUGGAGAGUCUAUAACCAGUUUACUCAAACCAGUCACACAACCGCCGAUUUACGUAAGAAUGUUUAUUUGGUGUCCGAUGACAUUCCUCAAGAACCGGUGGGAACAGUGAGCCGACAGUUUUGGGAAUAAAAUUUUGGGCGAGACGUUCGUACGUAGCGCUGAAGCAACUACGCUUUAAAUACAUUCUGGCCAACAAUGGAAGCAGUAUCUCUCGAGAUGCGUCCACUAGUUCACGAAGAUCUUGAAAGGAAAGACAUGACUGAAACGAGAUUGUACAUGCAAGAACUUCCAAGCCGACUUGCACGACAUUCCGCAUCUACAGUGAUGAGGAAUCAGGCUAUCGUUCGACGGAAAAGCGUUGGAAAUACAGUUAAAUGCUCGGGAGCUUUGAGAAGAGUGAAAAGAGAUGAGCCCGGAACAUUGACUGCGGAGUGGGGAAGCGACACGACCGAUUCGGGACUCUCUCUGUCCGGGGAAGUUCUAGAGACGGUGAAUUUUAAAGCUGUUCCCCUGCCGAUGUCUCUCAGGCGCCGGUUUAAAGAUUCCCUACGAGCAAGAGCCCCGCGCAGAGUUUCAAAAUGGGAAGUUUUCCGAAUGAGGGUGGUAAUGGGAUGGAGGCGCUUCACAGGCACUGUCAAGGAAUGGCUUUAUGCGCUUGAGCCAUGGCGUAGGCACCUCAAAGACAUCGAGGGGCAGUUUGGAAGCGGCGUUGUCUCGUAUUUCGUCUUCCUUCGCUGGCUCAUGCUUCUCAAUUUAUUUGUGUUUCUAAUCGAGUUCGGCUUUGUUUCCUUACCAACGCUGGUUAUCUGUGCAGCCACGCGCCAGGGCGUCACGGACGGUCAAGCAAACCCCACAAGUAACGCAACAAGCUGUAAGUAUGAUUUUGCUUACAUCGAUGCCAACGAGACAGACAAAGGUGUUCUUACAAUAGUGCUGAACUUCUUUACCGGCCAGGGUUGGAUCAGUAACACGAUUAUGUUCUACAGCAGCUACCCCUCGGACGUGAUCAUAUCUCAGGAGGGCGUAAGAUACCUCUUACCUUUAGCUUACCUGUUAACAGGCGGAGCUUAUCUCCUCUUCUGUCUCCUGGCAAUGAUACGAAGUGCCUCUAGCGGUUUUAGACAGGGAUACAUCGAUAGUGAGGGAGUAUUCAAUUCUUUCUGCAAUCGGAUCUUUUCCGCCUGGGACUACUGCAUUUGCGAUCGCAGCGCUGCGUUACACAAGAACCAAAUUAUCGCGCAAGAUAUUCGCUUCGAACUGGAAGAGGAAGCUAGAUUAAGACGCAUUCAAAACAGGACAAAGAAACAGAAAGCGGUUCUCUAUGGCACGCGUAUCGCCAUCAAUCUGUUCAUAGUGCCAGCACUUUGGUAUGUGUCGUUUGUCCUUGUUUUCGGCGUCAUUAUUGGCAAUAAAGUUACCGAACAAGGACGAAACCAGUUUGAGCAGAUGCUGAUAAGGUCUUCACUGUCUCUCGCAGUCACAAUCCCGAAUCUCGUUCUGCCUCCGUUGUUCGAGUUCUUGUCCGUCUUCGAAGACUGGAGUCCCAAGUUUGAGCUGGGUCUCAACCUUUUGCGGCGAAUCUUUGUCAAGUUACCUUCCAUAGCAAUGCUGAUGAUUCUCCUGUACAAAGACCUCGACGAUCGGAUUCAGGAUGAAUCGUCGCCGUUGUCGGCUCACUGCGAACUGUGCUGGGAAAACGAAAUUGCGGCGCAGAUGUACAUGUUAGUGUGGGUGGAUUUCUUCGUGGUGCUUCUAAUCACCCUUGGUUUGGAAACGCUCAGAAAGCUUCUUUACAAACACUGCAGUUGUUGCAAACGAAUUGGCAUGACGCAGUUUGACAUUUCCCGCAAUGUCAUCGACCUCGCUUACGGGCAGUGCUUGAUUCUCAUCGGUGCGUUUUUCAGCCCCAUCCUCCCAGCUAUUGGCGUCCUGAAACUGAUCGUGUUCUUCUACAUCAAAAAACUGAGCCUGUUCCACAACAACCGUCUUCCAGACAAACCGUUCCAAGGCGCAAAGCUCAACUCCAUUUUCACGCUUCUCUUGCUAGUCACGUUUUUCAUGUGCAUCGGUCUUGUCGGCUGGGGCGUGACCAGAGUACCCACAUCGUAUUGCGGUCCGUUCAAAAACACGGAGUGCAGCGCGAGUAAAUUCAUCAUCGACGAAUUAUCCUUGGUCGUUUCCACUUGGCCCACGUGGAUACACGCGGUGUUGCAGUUCAUGCGUACAGCUGCGUUCCUCCUUCCCGCAAUGAUCUUGGUGUUUAGUUUGAUGUAUUAUUACCGUUCUAUGACGCGCGAGCAUCGCCGCGUAAUUAACACGCUGAAGGAGCACCUUAUUUUCGAGGGAAAAUACAAAAAGGUGCUUCUCUCGCAGCUGGUAUUCCAUCGUGAGGAGAAAAUUGAACCGCAGAAAACUGAAAGAUAUAACGAAGAAGACAUUUUGCUGCUAUCUCUGUCCGCUUAAUACUUGUUUUAUUGCACUAGGUUUGUAAACAGAGCGACUUUUUCAAUGUGAAUCGGGUACACUCAACAGUAUUAUCAAAUCGAGUAAAGAUAUUGUUUCCCGACUCUGUAGUAGACAUAAUAAGACAAGAGAUACCAAAGCAAAGUCAACGUUUUUUUAGCGUCCCCAACGCUCAGUCGAGACCGUGGAUGUGAAUACAGGGAUGUUUCGGCACGUGACUUAGUCCACCCAAGUUCACGUGACAAAUAGAUUCCCGCCAUAUUUACUCGAGAAAGACGCUGUGAUAGCGUCGAAAGUUGUGAUUGUUAGAAACAUUGACUCUGCUUCGGUAUCUUGUUUCUUAUUAGUAUUACUGAACUAGGAUGCGACCACGAUACACGCGAUCCCGUGGCUUAACGUCGUGUUAGCGAUCGAUCGAGACGCCUUGGUAAAACACUCAUCCUGCACAAUCCGGUCAAUAUUGCUGUGUCCAAGAUAGCUCACCCACACUUUGCCUGUGAGUUUUUAUCGUUAAUCUUGGUAUUCUUUAGAUGCUAGUGCGCGUUUUGAACGCAUUUCUUAGCGCGUAGAAAAUGUGCUUGGGUAAAUAAAUUGACGGGUUGAUUAAUUGAUUGAUUGAUUGAUUGAUUGAUUGAUUGAUUAAUUGAUUGAUUGAUUGACUGAUUGAUUGACAUCAAUUCACUACUAGGCUUUUGCAGCAGAUAGUCCCGUAAGACAACAUCCAUUAAGUGUUACUGCAAGCUACAUCCAGAAAAAUACAAAACGAAGGAAGUAAACGUGAUAAUCUUCUCGGUUUUUCAGUUCCGCAUGGCGGACUGGUACUGUGUACCAUGAGACCAUUUGUCCAUGGGCACGGUGUUUAAUGUCAUUUCGAAUUCAUCAGUCCCGUUGGUUCCCCUCGCUUGCUUCUUGACAAAAGUUUCCAACUAAUGCUCAUAUUACAGGCUAAUUUCAAACCCAAGAGGGUAGUUGUUAUCAAUAAAACUAUAUAUAUAUAUUUUUUUGAUAAUCGAUGGAUCGGUCAGUAGGGUAUGAUAGGCGCACGGGCUGGAGGAUACUUCCCAGUCUCGCAAACUUUGAAAAUUUUUGGACAAAAUGCUUCUGCUUCGGGCAACAGUACCUGGGAUAAAUCAUUCCAAGAGGUUUCAAGGCGUAAGAAUUGCGAACCUUUUUUGCUUUCCCAGCAAUUUGAAUGCAUUUGUAUCCCGAUUUCAGCAAUCGCGCAUUCGGGCAUUGUGUAGAGUGUUCGGGCAAGAAGGUAACCCUCCUUCCCCCACUCCAUGUCCGAAGGUGUCCGUACGCCUGUUGGGGUUAUGGUAUAAGGUUUACAGAGCUCGCUCUUGGUUCUUAUCGACUUUGACAGGUGGCGGAAAACGAAAACAUGUGCCAGCUAACAGCUAGUCAUCUAAUGAUUUAACAAUUGGAUAUUUCGCAAAACCGUCCGUUGUACCGUCUUCCUUGUGUUGUUGUUGUUGUUUUGUUUUAAUUAUUGUAUGAACGAGAACAAUUUUUUUACAUUUUAUAGUCUUACUUGUUGUCCCUUCAAGGGUCUAUUUUAAUAAACGUUGGUGACAACUUUCACCUCGA
This is a messenger RNA of Orbicella faveolata, 4089 nucleotides long. Its product is annotated as transmembrane channel-like protein 7. The record is from RefSeq and is a predicted model, not a curated record. Gene Ontology annotation, molecular function: mechanosensitive monoatomic ion channel activity. NCBI's taxonomy places the organism in Eukaryota, Metazoa, Cnidaria, Anthozoa, Scleractinia, Merulinidae. Gene Ontology annotation, cellular component: plasma membrane.